AUGGUUUUUGUCACCUACUUUGACCUACGUGCAGCAGAACGAGCCCGGGAGAGAUUGCAAGGGUCCGAGAUCAGUGGGCGACCUAUUGAUGUCCAUUAUUCCCUGCCGCGUGAUGAUGCGAAGGGUGACAAGGAAAAGAACCAAGGAAUGCUACAGGUCUCUUUGAGAAAUUCUCCCUCAGGACAGCCAAUCGACGACAACGAAGUACGCCGUAAGUUUCAACAGUUUGGCGAUGUCAAAUCCGUCACGCCCGUUGGCGAUCUUACUGAUUCUCGUUAUGUCGAAUUCUAUGAUACUAGGGCUUGCGAGGAGGCGUUCGAUCGCCUUCGACAUCAGGGUCUACAGGACGGCGUUAUGGAUAUAGUGUUUGCUUGGGACGCCUCCAACGAUGCCGUAGGUCCGUCCGGAGGCGGCGGUGGACACCGAAAUAAUUACGACGGUGGGCGAGGCGGAGGCGACUGGGAAGAUGGUCCCCGGGGAGGACACCGCGGUCGGGGCCGAGGUAGGGGUCGCGGACGCGGCCGUGGUGGUGGAGGAGGAGGCCCUGGUCCCGGCCCUGGUGGUUACGAUGAUUAUGAUGAUCGUCGAGAUAGCUUUGGUAGGGAUCGAGAUAGAGGUGGUGGUGGAGGCGGGCCAGGAGGGGGGAGAGGCCGUUGGGGAGAUGACGAUUAUGGAGCUCGCGGGGGACGAGGGCGUGGAGGAGGAGGAGGCUUCAAUGAUCGAUACGACAACCACCAAGGAGGGUACAACUCGGGCCCUCCAGGCGGCGGGUACGGUGGCGGCGGCCCGUCCGGUCCUCCUCCUCCUGCGAUAUAUCACCAACCUCCACCCACCGCACCGGCUCCUGCUGCCGCGCCAGAUGAUCGUCUAGAACAAACACGCAAAGUGCAGCGGUUGCUGGAGGCACUUAAACAACCCGCCCCACCUCCCUCCGCUGGUCUUCCCCCUCCUCUUGGACCUCCUGGAAUGUCAGGACCUCCUCCUUCGAGCUACUAUAACCCUCCUCCCUCUGCUUAUCCUGGCGCAGGCCCUCCUAAUCCAUAUGCGCCACCGCCUUCUAUUAACACACCUCCACCAGGCGGUCCGUCGCCUGCCGCGAUACCUAAUAUCCUAGCACUACUGCAAACUCAAAUUCAAAACCAACAGCAACAGCAACAGCAAGCUAACUCUCAGCAGUCAGCACCGUCGCCCUAUGGAAUGCCACCUCCCCAGCAUUCGAUGAUGGGCGGACCACCACCUCCCUCGCAAGCUAACGGCACACCACCCGGCGGACAAACUUAUCAGCAAUUAAUGGCGUAUCUUCAAUCACAGAAACGCAACUAA
Messenger RNA from Pleurotus ostreatus (oyster mushroom), 1323 nucleotides. RefSeq lists its product as uncharacterized. The transcript is spliced from 8 exons. The record is from RefSeq and is a predicted model, not a curated record. The coding region runs from base 1 to 1323 and encodes 440 amino acids. Gene Ontology annotation, molecular function: nucleic acid binding. NCBI's taxonomy places the organism in Eukaryota, Fungi, Basidiomycota, Agaricomycetes, Agaricales, Pleurotaceae.